Messenger RNA from Parnassius apollo (apollo), 279 nucleotides. The record is from the annotation of a GenBank genome assembly. NCBI's taxonomy places the organism in Eukaryota, Metazoa, Arthropoda, Insecta, Lepidoptera, Papilionidae.
AUGUCACAACAAUUAGAAUUACUUUUGGAUAGUCAAGGACAAUGGACAUCUGCUUUAUACGUUAUCCCGGAAGUACAGAAAAAGGAAAUAAAACCCUUUAUUAUUUUAACUUUGAAAGAACUCGAAGGUAAUCCUGACAGUCGAACUUCCAAUUUGACGAACUCUAAAAAGUUCGCAGCCGUGAGGGCUGUUGUAAGGCAUGUGGCCAGGUCCAGGUCUGCUACUAAGGAGCCCUGGAAUGCGGAAGAUAUAAGAACAUUUCUUGAAAAUCUGAGGUAA